CGCCUCCCCUCCGCCCAGCGAUGUAUUCAGCGCCCUCCGCCUGCACUUGCCUGUGUUUACACUUCCUACUGCUGUGCUUCCAGGUACAGGUGCUGGCGGCCGAGGAGAACGUGGACUUCCGCAUCCAUGUGGAGAACCAGACGCGGGCCCGGGACGAUGUGAGCCGAAAGCAGCUGCGGCUGUACCAGCUGUACAGCCGGACCAGUGGGAAGCACAUCCAAGUCCUGGGCCGCAGGAUCAGUGCCCGCGGUGAGGACGGGGACAAGUAUGCCCAGCUCCUAGUGGAGACAGACACCUUCGGUAGUCAAGUCCGGAUCAAGGGCAAGGAGACGGAAUUCUACCUGUGUAUGAACCGGAAAGGCAAGCUCGUGGGGAAGCCCGAUGGCACCAGCAAGGAGUGUGUAUUCAUUGAGAAGGUCCUGGAAAACAACUACACAGCCCUGAUGUCUGCCAAGUACUCUGGCUGGUACGUGGGCUUCACCAAGAAGGGGCGGCCACGGAAGGGUCCCAAGACUCGGGAGAACCAGCAGGACGUGCACUUCAUGAAACGCUACCCCAAGGGGCAGGCAGAGCUGCAGAAGCCCUUCAAGUACACCACAGUGACCAAGAGGUCCCGGCGGAUCCGCCCCACGCACCCUGGCUAGGCUGGCCCCACCGCAGUCCCCCGGGCUGUCCCCCGGCCCACACUCACACUCACAGAGAACUGCAUCAGAGGAAUAUUUUUACAUGAAAAAUUAGGAAGAAGCUCUAUUUUUGUACAUUGUGUUUAAAAGAAGACAAAAACUGAACCAAAACUCUUGGGGAGGGGGGAGCAAUAAGGAUUUUAUUGUUGACUUGAAACCCCCUGUCUAUGACAAAAGACUCACGAAAAGUGACUGCUGUCAACGGACAGGUGCUUGUCUCUCUCUAGGAACAGACAACUCUAAUCUCGUCCCCAGAGGAGGAUUUGAAUGAGGAAAACGACACUCUGAGAAACCAAAGUCCUUUUUCCCAAAGGUUCUGAAAGCAA
Messenger RNA from Enhydra lutris kenyoni (northern sea otter), 1009 nucleotides. RefSeq names its product fibroblast growth factor 18. Gene Ontology annotation, biological process: positive regulation of gene expression; fibroblast growth factor receptor signaling pathway; regulation of cell migration. The coding region runs from base 21 to 644 and encodes 207 amino acids. Gene Ontology annotation, cellular component: cytoplasm. The transcript is spliced from 5 exons. Gene Ontology annotation, molecular function: growth factor activity; type 1 fibroblast growth factor receptor binding; type 2 fibroblast growth factor receptor binding. The record is from RefSeq and is a predicted model, not a curated record. NCBI's taxonomy places the organism in Eukaryota, Metazoa, Chordata, Mammalia, Carnivora, Mustelidae.